AUGCCUUCCCUCAUUACCCUUACCUCGGCCCUCCUAGCCACGGCUAGCCUCAUCAAUGUCGCAUCCGCCGCGGCCGAGGCCAGGCUGCUCAUGGGGGUCUGCUUCCCCCUCCCCGGCUCGUUCCCCAUGACCAACACUGGUACCGCCAUGGUCGGCGAGGUUUUCAUGCACGCCGUCGGCACCGGCACCUACAUUGACGACUUGUUGCCGCGCUGGGGAAGCAUCCAGAUGCAGCAGCGCGGUGUCCUGCCUUGGGAAGUGCUGGGGAUCUACAACAAGACAGGCAUUGCGUACUCCCCCAUUAGCUGCUACGACGACGUCGGCCUGAGCAACCGCGUCGGCGAGCAGACUCCGUACCGCGUCAACACGGGGCGGGGCAGCAACAUCGAGGCCGGAUCCAAAACGGGCCUGAUGCUGGAGCCGUAUGCGUACUACGUGGAUGGAGAGCGGCAGCCCGGCGUGUACAUGGGCGCGGCGGGCGUGGUUCGCUGGGCGUGGUCGCAGGGGACUACCGCGGGGGGCAAUUUGCUGUGGACGCCGCGGCUGAUGGUGGUGACGGAUGGGGAUCCCCAGGCGGGUGAGCUGAAGGAUGGGGAGGUGGCCGGUUUUCUGGUUGCGAAGCAGGCUGUCUGA
Chaetomium globosum CBS 148.51 is the source of this 633-nucleotide messenger RNA. RefSeq lists its product as uncharacterized. Lineage: Eukaryota; Fungi; Ascomycota; Sordariomycetes; Sordariales; Chaetomiaceae. The record is from RefSeq and is a predicted model, not a curated record. The transcript is spliced from 2 exons. Bases 1 to 633 code for a protein of 210 amino acids.